Messenger RNA from Asparagus officinalis (garden asparagus), 648 nucleotides. RefSeq lists its product as uncharacterized. The transcript has a single exon. The record is from RefSeq and is a predicted model, not a curated record. NCBI's taxonomy places the organism in Eukaryota, Viridiplantae, Streptophyta, Magnoliopsida, Asparagales, Asparagaceae. The coding region runs from base 1 to 648 and encodes 215 amino acids.
AUGUGGAAGCAAUUGCUUAGGGUCAGAGACAAAGCUGUGAUUAAAUGUGGUGGCAUUGAAAGUUUAAUGCUCUGUAUCAGUUCAUGCUACGAAAAUUCCAUAGUUCACCUUUCAAAGUUGUAUUCAACUAUGUCUCCAGUCACAAACAAAGUGCCUUGGUUCUAUGUAGUUUGGGAAAACUUUAGCUAUCCUAAACAUUGCUUUAUCCUCUGGUUAGCAGUUCAAAACAGACUUCUUAUAAAGGAAAGGCUUCUCAAGAGAGGACUUAUUCAAGCUGGUCAAUGUUGUUUAUGUGAAGAUGCAAGCUUGGAGACGCGUGAUCACCUGUUUUUUGAAUGCAGAUUUUCAGUUGCUGUCUGGAAUGGUGUCAUGAGCUGGCUUCGAUUCAAUUGGAAAACCUGUAACUGGGGAUUGUUGAUUUUUUGGUACAGUUCCAGAUUGAGGGGGAAGGGAUUUAGACACAAAAUUAAAAGAAUGGCUCUUUCUACAACUGUUUACAUUUUGUGGAAGAAACGCAAUGCCAGAGUCUUCAAGCAAAAAAGAAGAAGUGUUGAUCAGAGUGUUACAGAGAUAAAGAUAGAUAUCUUGUCUAUCACUCUUAACAGUUCUCUUCCAGCUGAUGAAAAAGAUUGGCUUCUCUCUUUAUGA